CCCGCCCCACCUUCCAAGCCCACACCGUCCCUCCCCUUCCUUCCCUCCUCGACUCCACCCGGCAGCUCAGCUAGGAAGCCUUGCCCUUGCCUAUCUGGCCGCCUCGCCACGCUAGGCCGGGCACCAUGAGCGGCGCCGCCCAGCAGCAAGCGGAGCCCGCCGCCGCGGCUUCCCUCGCCGGCGCCACUGCCGCCGGGAGCACUCCGCCAGCGGCGGUGAUCCGCAACGCGCGCCACCGACCCAGCACCCUCAAGCUGUGCUACCACCUCGCGGUCUCCAACUCCCUCUACCUCCUCCUGGCGCCCUUCGCCGCCGCCCUGGCCCACCGCCUCUCCCGCCACCCGCUCCCCGCCCUCGCCGCCGCCGCCCGCUCCGCGCUCGCCGCGAACCCGCCCCUCGCCGCCGCGCUCCUCGCCCUCGCCGCCGUCCUCGCCACAGUCUACCUCGCGCGCCGCCCGCGCGCCGUCUACCUGCUCGACUUCGCGUGCUACAAGCCGGGGCCCGAGCACGUGGUCACCCGCGAGAGGUUCAUGCGGCAGUCGGCGGCGGCGGGGGUGUUCACCGACGAGAACCUGGCGUUCCAGCGCAAGAUCCUGGAGCGGUCGGGGCUGGGGCAGGAGACCUUCUUCCCCCGCGCCGUGCUCGCCGCGCCGCCCAACCCCUGCAUGGCGGAGGCCCGCGCCGAGGCGGAGGCCGUCAUGUUCGGCGCCAUCGACCAGGUGCUCGCCAAGACCGGCGUCCGGCCGCGCGACAUCGGGGUCGUCGUCGUCAACUGCAGCCUCUUCAACCCGACGCCGUCGCUCUCCGCCAUGAUCGUCAACCACUACAAGCUCCGCGGGAACGUCGCCAGCUACAACCUCGGCGGCAUGGGAUGCAGCGCCGGCCUCAUCUCCAUCGACCUCGCCAAGCAGCUGCUCCAGGUGCACCGGAACACGUACGCGCUGGUGGUGAGCAUGGAGAACAUCACGCUCAACUGGUACUGGGGCAACAACCGGUCGAUGCUCAUGUCCAAUUGCCUCUUCCGGAUGGGCGGCGCGGCGGUGCUGCUGACGAACCGCGGCGGCGCGGCGCGGCGGCGCGCCAAGUACCAGCUGGUGCACACGGUGCGGACGCACCAGGGCGCCGACGACCGCGCCUACCGCUGCGUGUUCCAGGAGGAGGACGCGGCCGGGCGCGUCGGCGUGGCGCUCUCCAAGGACCUGAUGGCCGUCGCCGGCGAGGCGCUCAAGACCAACAUCACCACGCUGGGCCCGCUCGUGCUCCCCAUGUCGGAGCAGAUCCUCUUCCUGGCGUCCCUCGUCGGCCGCCGCGUGUUCGGCCUCCGCGCGCUCCGCCCCUACCUCCCGGACUUCAAGAUGGCGUUCGAGCACUUCUGCAUCCACGCCGGCGGCCGCGCCGUGCUCGACACCAUCGAGCGCAACCUGGGGCUCAGCGCCUGGCACAUGGAGCCGUCGCGGAUGACGCUGUACCGGUGGGGAAACACCUCCAGCAGCUCUCUGUGGUACGAGCUCGCGUACACGGAGGCGCAGGGCCGGGUGCGCCGCGGCCACCGCGCGUGGCAGAUCGCCUUCGGGUCCGGGUUCAAGUGCAACAGCGCCGUGUGGCGGGCGCUGCGGGACGUCGACCCGGCGGAGGAGAAGGUGGGGAACCCAUGGGUGGACGAGAUCCACAGGUUCCCCGUCGAGGUGCCCAAGGUCGAGAGCGUCAUCGUCACCGACGGGGCGGCGCCGGAGCCGGAGCCGGCAGCGUCGUCGUGAGGCGGCGCUUGUGUUUGUCCUGUUUGUUUGGAGAAUGGUGAAGUGUGUUGUGUCCGAGUCGAAGUGUGGGUGGCUGGGGGUAGAGUGAAGGUGUUGAACUGUGUAAACAUACAAUAAAUUUGGUUGUUGAUUGAUUGAGAUGUAGCUGAUGACCUAAUGUUGAUUCUUUGGGCCGGGUUCAUUUGGCAUUGGGAAAUAAAGACGGACGGGCUGCAAAAUUGUACGAA
This is a messenger RNA of Panicum virgatum (switchgrass), 1984 nucleotides long. RefSeq names its product 3-ketoacyl-CoA synthase 20-like. Bases 126 to 1757 code for a protein of 543 amino acids. The record is from RefSeq and is a predicted model, not a curated record. Gene Ontology annotation, cellular component: membrane. Gene Ontology annotation, biological process: fatty acid biosynthetic process. The transcript is spliced from 2 exons. Gene Ontology annotation, molecular function: acyltransferase activity, transferring groups other than amino-acyl groups. NCBI's taxonomy places the organism in Eukaryota, Viridiplantae, Streptophyta, Magnoliopsida, Poales, Poaceae.